Molecule: messenger RNA, 2580 nt
Organism: Chondrus crispus (carragheen)
Lineage: Eukaryota; Rhodophyta; Florideophyceae; Gigartinales; Gigartinaceae
Product: similarity to A.thaliana KEA1 protein
Exons: 1
Coding region: 1-2580 (859 amino acids)
Biological process (GO): proton transmembrane transport; potassium ion transport
Cellular component (GO): membrane
Molecular function (GO): antiporter activity
Source: RefSeq, a predicted model, not a curated record
AUGGCCUCGUCUGCCUACGUUUCAGCGGCCUUCGCCGUCUCCUCCCCGAUACAGCAUCACAACCACCGCCGCCCCCACAUCUCUUCGAGCACCUCAAGCAAACGUCCUUUCCAUCCGCAACCUCGUCCAUAUUCAACCGCAUCCCUGUCGUCCUGCCGAUGCGCAUCUCCGCAAUCCAAACCAGAUCCUCCUCCAUCUCCAUGGCGUCGAGCUCUGGCCGCCGCCGCUGUCGCCGCCACUCUUCUUCAAAGACCUAACCGAGUCUCUGCUGCCGAGUCCUCGACCUUGACUCCUCCACCCACCACCAUUCAGUUUCAGUCCCCUCACGCGCGCCAUGCAUCGUCUCGUUCCCUGGCCACAGCCGUCGCCGUUCGCAAAUCAAAGCAACUACCUGCCCCAAAGACCCCCGCUGACAUCGUUCGUGAGAAUGUGGACGCCGUCCGUCUCCGUGCUGACCGCCUGCGCGAGGCCCUUGUCCAUGUAUUGGGAUCGCAAGACAGCGACGACAAUCACGACAGCCAUCAGGCAGCUGUCAAUGACGCUCUUGUUCUUUUGUUCACCACCGUCGUCAUCAUUCCACUCACGCGUCGUUUCGGUAUCUCCCCGAUUUUGGGCUUUCUUGCUGCCGGUAUUGCCUUGGGACCGAAUGGAUUUGCCCUGGUAAGGGAUGUCGGAACCAGUAAGGCUUUGGCGGAACUAGGAGUCGUUUUUUUCUUGUUUGAAAUGGGUCUUGAGCUGUCCACGAGCAAGCUCAAGUCUCUCGGUGCUGAUGUGUUUGGCUUGGGAACUUCCCAAUUUUUUGUCACCGGUGCCCUCAUCACCGCUGCGACGGUCAUGGCGGGUAUCAACAUCCAGGCGGCAAUCGUAAUCGGUGCAGGCCUGGCAUUGUCAUCCAGCGCCUUUGUCCUACAGCUCCUUGGCGAACGUGGAGAGGUCGGCACUCGUUUUGGACGUGCCGCUUUCGGGAUCCUACUCUUCCAAGAUCUGGUUGUCGUCCCAGUCCUUGUCCUCACCCCACUUCUAGCAGGAUCUGGGGGAGCCGCAGCAGUUGGACGCGCCAUUUCUAUUGCGUCUGUGAAGGCCGCAGUUGCCCUGGCGGCUAUUUUUUUGAUGGGGAAGAAUCUGCUUCAACCCGUAUUCCGCUUUGUCGCUCGCGCGAAGAGCCCGGAGGCAUUCAUUGCCGUGAUUUUGCUUACAGUUCUUGGUACCUCAUCUCUUACUCAAGUGCUGGGUCUGAGUGAUACCCUCGGAGCGUUUUUGGCUGGAGUGAUGCUCGCGGAGACUAAGUUCAGGCAUCAGGUUGAGGCCGAUAUCAAGCCCUUUCGGGGGUUGCUGCUCGGACUCUUUUUCAUCACAGUCGGCUUUUCAAUAGAUUUGCAUCUUGCGUGGACAAACAUCGGAACUGUGGUAUCGCUUGUGACAGGACUCCUUGCGAUAAAGGCUGGUGUUAUUGCGGCAGCCGGUGUUGGAUUCGGGCUUAGUAUAGGUUCGGCUUUGAGAACAGGACUGCUGCUCUCACAAGGUGGCGAGUUUGCCUUUGUUAUCUUUGGGCUGGCUCAGCGUGUAGGUGUGCUGCCUGCUGACCUUUCACAACUUUUAUUGCUCGUAGUCGCACUGUCGAUGGCCAUGACUCCGUUCUUGGCCGAUAUCGGAAGACGAAUUUCAUCUAGCCUUGAAAAGAAGCGAGGGCUCAUCGGUGUGAGAAUGGAAGACGCAGAUACUGCAGAUGCGCGAGACUUUGUUAUGGUUGCUGGAUGGGGCCGAGUGGGACAAUCCGUGUGUGAGAUGCUGGACGCCAAACUCGUACGAUACAUGGCAUUUGAUAUGUCACCAACUCGAGUUAUCGAUGCCCGAAACAAAGGUUUGCCAGUGUUCUUCGGGGACGCUUGCCAUCCGGAGGUCCUACGGUCUGCGGGCAUCGAGCGCGCUCGAGCGAUUGUCGUAACCUUGGAUGAACCAGAGCAAGCUCUUCGAGUCGUCCAAAACAUCCGCCGCGAGUUCGAAGAUAUUCAAGUUUUCUGCCGAGCCCGCGACGGCAAACACCAGAAGCUCCUGCAGGCAGCUGGAGCCACCGCUAUCGUGCCAGAGCUAUUGGAAGCUUCUUUACUGCUCGGUGGAGCAGUUUUGCUCGACUACGGAACGCCGCUGGAUGAAGUCAAUUCUUUGAUUGAGGAGGCAAGAGCAGAGAAUGUCACAGAGCUGGGAAUAGCAGACAGUCUUACGACAUCGUUGGGCUCAACCUUCAGGCAAUUUGGAGGCUUAGAAAAGACGGGCAAACCCAAGCCAGCGUCUCGGGCGGACGGUGACGGCGAAGAACCAAUGGAUGACGAUGAAGAAGAAGAAGAAACAAGCGCUCUUGAUGAGAUCUCUGUAUCCACUCAAGGAGACGCACCCUCAGAGGAAGUAUCGACGAUCGUUAAGAACCUAAGCGCCGAAGAGGAUAUCUACGAACCUGCGGAGAGCCCAGUAUUACCGAGUGAGGACAUUUAUGAACCUGCUGAAGUUGUCACAUCAAAAGAAGAACAAAAGAAGAAACCAGCAAGAAGUGUCGAAGACUCCGAAACAGAUAGUGUGCGGUGA